UCGGCUCGGCAACUCCCAGCGCCGCCGUCGCCCUGUUCACUCACCGCGCGCCGCCGCCCCCGCACCGUCCAGCUCGCCGCGCACCUCCGCGUCCGCACCUCUCACCACCGCGUAUUUCUCUGCUCGGCUCCUACGCCCCCCUAGGUUGCUUGCCGGCGGCGACGCUUUCUCAGCUGCACUCCGGCUCCGACGUCCCCUCCCGAUUCUCCGAACAGACUGCACCGCUCUUUUCCUUUCAUAGUCUCCGGCUCGCCGAAGUAUCCAGUGGUACUUAAGUAAUCUUUCGCCUUGGUCGUGCUCAGCUUCUGGUUCCACCACUGGCGCCAUGGCUACCUCGCGCGCCGCCGCCGCGUCGGCGAAGCAGGUGACGAGGCGGAACUUUGCGGAGGCCGUGCGGGAGCUGGGGUCCCACCUGGAGGCGUGCGAGUACGUGGCCGUGGCGGCGCAGAAGACGGGCGCCGCCACGGGGUGGCGCCGCGCGCUGCCUGUGGACACCGCGGAGACGGCGUACCUGAAGGCCAAGCUCGCCGCUGAGUCUUUCCAGCCCCUCCAAAUCGCCAUCUGCCCCUUCCAGCUGCACACCUCCCCCUAUACCCUCGUCGCCUACCCGUACAAUUUUCAUUUAUUUCCUAGAGAUGAGCUACAGCUAGGAAUGCCUUCUUACAGUUUCUCCUGUCAAUCAUCUUAUUUGUCAACUAUGGCUAAUGAUGGGUUUGAUUUCAAUAUGUGCAUUUACGAUGGUAUAUCUUAUCUAUCAAGGGUUCAAGAAUCCUUGGCAAGGCAGAAUAUCUUUACCCCUCAACUUCGCCAACUGUUACCCUCACCAAGCACAUCGGUUGCUGAUUCAGUUUUUAUGAGUAGAAUAAAGUCAAGGAUAGUGCAUUGGCGAAAAGGAUACGCAGAACCAAGUAAAACAGCUGAAGGUUCUUUAGUUAGUUCCCUUAGUAAACUAAUUUUGGGUGGUGAAUCAUAUGGUUCAAGGCCCAGCAUGAUCAUUGAUGUCUGCAGUGAUCGCCAAGUUCAACUGGUCUUGGAGGCAGUGAAUCGUAUCUCUGAUGACCUUGUUCCUCUUGUUGUUCCGGACAAAGCUGGAGCUGCUAGGGCUGUCCGUUUGGUCUUUACUAGUUCUAAAGAGGAUAAGAAUCUUCUCCUGAUGGAUAUGCAAAAAUUAGAAGAUGAACAAAAUUUUAGAUUCCGUGGAUUUCGAGAAGUUAUUGAUCUACUAUCAUCUUCACAGAAACCAAUCAUAUCUUACAACUGCUUGAAUGAUCUGACAAUGAUGCACACCAAAUUUGUGGCACCUCUUCCAUCAAACGUGCAUGAAUUUAUGUGUUCUUUGAGGAUGGUAUUCCCUAGUGUUGUUGAUAUCAGCCACAUGUGGAAGGAAAUUGGCCCUUUGAGAAAAGCGAAGAAUAUACAAGCUGCUCUCAGUUACUUACAAAGACAGUACUUUGUACCAAUGGAAAUAGAAGUACCACAACAAGAUGGUACCAACAGUGCAACAAAAAAUGAGCAAAAUGUUUUGAGAAUAACAAAAUUAUUUGCUAAACUAAGUAGUUUACUUAAAAUCAGUCCCAAGGGCCAGUCGCAAUCUGAUGAGCAGUGCUGCACAGUUGAAGAGUAUUGUAACAUCUUUUAUCCCUGUACAGUAGAAGAAUCUGAUGAUGUGGACUUCGCUAAUGAGUCAGAUACCACAAAGACUGUGAGCACUGAUAAUGUCGUUUUCUUGUGGGGCUUUAGGGAGAAAUCUUGCAAAGAGUUAAGAUCACACCUUACAGGCUUACAUCAUGCCUUCUCAGAAGAUUUUGAGGUCAAAUUGUUGGAUAAGACGUGCUCAGCUUUGAUAUUCCGUAGUUCUGAUACUGCAAUGGAGUUACUACAAGAAAUAAGCUCGGAAAGUCCCUCACUAAAUAAUUUCUUAUCAGAAGGUCUGAAAGCUGCAGGUUUUGAAGUGUAUAGAAAGGCUUGCAGGUCAGGACUCUGGGAUUCAGAUCUAGCUGAGGCCCUGGAGGGUGUUUCAUCUGAGCUAGCUGCUUCAACACUUUCUGAGUACAGUACCUCUCAGAUAUACUGGAAUAAUUCUUUGAUGCUGGAUCUGAAGGAGUACCUGGACUAAAACAUUAUAUGGCCCCUAAUUUCUUUUUCAAGUUGUCUAAGAUUAAUGAGAACACUCCUCAAGAAAGCUGCCACAGCAGACAAGUGAAACCAAACGGGAAGGAUUGCUUUUUUGUAAUACAUUUUUCCAGGAUAUUUGAUAUUCGCUCUGGGUGAAACUUUUUUGGCAUAGCAAUUAUAUGAGAUGGCAGUAAGGUCUUCAGCACACUUGGUAAUCCAUCUUCGAACUGCAGCCUCAAUAGCAAUGCCGAUAUUCUGGAGCGCAAUCCCUGAACAAUCUGUCUGAUUUCCAAUUUAAAUUGGUAAAUGCUUACUUGACGGAUGACAUGCUAACUGGAACGACGUCAAUACUGUGUAAGGGAACUAUUCUAAAUGGAUAGUAUGCAAGAGAUACUCUGCUAAGUAAAGCCAGAGCUGGAAUGCUAACUACCAACCUUGUUCAUUGCAUCACGCAUGGAAUCGCCAAAAGGUCCAAUCGAGCUUGGAAGUUGGUUUCUAAAGCAGUCAGAAAGCUGUGAACAGAAGCUACUGUGCUUCUGCCUAACUACCUGUCUCGGGCGUGUGGAAGAACAUUAUGAGCACAAGCUAUCGGAAGAAGCCUAAAAUGACGAGGUUUGGCAGGAAUUGAUGCCUCGCAAUUGUAUGCUACAUAACGAAUGCAAUAUUAAAGUCGCCUUUCGAUGUCAAGAACAUGUUCAGACAAUCGCAUGGCAAAAGUAUGAUUUAACCGUGCCGUUGCA
Phragmites australis (common reed) is the source of this 2855-nucleotide messenger RNA. RefSeq names its product poly(A)-specific ribonuclease PARN-like. The transcript is spliced from 9 exons. Bases 326 to 2116 code for a protein of 596 amino acids. Lineage: Eukaryota; Viridiplantae; Streptophyta; Magnoliopsida; Poales; Poaceae. The record is from RefSeq and is a predicted model, not a curated record. Gene Ontology annotation, cellular component: cytoplasm. Gene Ontology annotation, molecular function: RNA binding; 3'-5'-RNA exonuclease activity.